CGGCGUGGCCCCGAGGUAAUGGCCGUGGCCGCCUUCACUCCUCCCUCUCUGCCCGCAGAGCUGAUGCCGCCGGGGAGCUGCCUGCCAGAGGAGACCAAGCCCAAGAGGGGACGGCGGUCAUGGCCUCGAAAAAGAACAGCCACUCACACCUGUGACUACGCAGGCUGCGGCAAGACCUACACCAAGAGCUCUCAUCUCAAGGCACACCUAAGAACCCACACAGGUGAGAAACCUUAUCACUGUGACUGGGAAGGCUGCGGAUGGAAGUUUGCCCGAUCUGAUGAACUUACUCGUCAUUACCGAAAACACACAGGCCACCGCCCUUUCCAGUGCCAGCGGUGUGACAGAGCAUUUUCCAGGUCGGAUCACCUCGCCUUACACAUGAAGAGGCACUUUUAAUUGGAAGCAGUGGAUCUUUCCCUAACUGCCUUAGAGAUUCAGUAUUUACAGCACAAGGACUGCUUUCUGCCGGAAGGGGAGAACCCAGUUUAAGCACUACAGAGAAUCAUGGUGAAGUCUUCCAAAAAGAGUGGAAAGAGGGAUAAUUGCAUAUGGACAUUGCAACUUUUUUUUAACAUACGUUUUAAAGAAAACCAAAAAUACUGGGGUCAAUGACUGGAUCUUCUUCUAUCAUUCCAUUUGUAAAUCCAACUUGAAUUAUUUCCGGACUACAAAAUGCCAAGGAGUGACUGGAAGUCACGGAUAUCAGGGUUAAACAGACUGUGUGUAGUUCGGAGGGUGGGGAUAUUACAUGGGGAAAUGACAUUCCCUUAAAUUUUCUUUCAAUGCAAUAUUAGAUGUAAAUGUCAUCUUGUACUUUCCUUUUUUCUUCCUUCCAAAAGCCAUUACAAUGUUAGAAGAGGAGGAAAAAUUCAGGUACAGAGUUAUGUUUUAAAAGCCUAUUUCAUGGUGCUUAGUGACUGUUGGUUUUAGAGGUACCAAAAACAGGAAGCCAAAGUUCUCAAACUGCUGCAUAUCUGACAAGGAAAUAUUUUUGUCUUCCGAUCGCCAAUUAUGACCUAAAUCAGGUAAAUAAUCCUGGUUUAUCUUUUUUUUUUCUUAAGAAAAUAACUUUAUGCAGACAGUCUGUAAUGCACUGUGGUUUCGAUGUGCAAUACUUUGUACAAUGGUUUAUUCCCAAAUAUGCCUUAAGCAGAACAAAUGUUUUCUAUAUAGUUCUUUACAUAAUAGAUAUGUAAUAUAAAUUUAAGCAAACUUUUAUUUUGUAUAUUUGUAAACUACGAAGCAAAAGGAACAUUUUGGAGUUUGUAUUUUGCAUAUUCAAGCGGAAAAUAAGUUUUAAAUAAACCUAUAAUAUUUUAUCUGAA
Messenger RNA from Meleagris gallopavo (turkey), 1328 nucleotides. NCBI's taxonomy places the organism in Eukaryota, Metazoa, Chordata, Aves, Galliformes, Phasianidae. The record is from RefSeq and is a predicted model, not a curated record.